Messenger RNA from Malassezia globosa CBS 7966, 570 nucleotides. RefSeq lists its product as uncharacterized. Gene Ontology annotation, biological process: regulation of DNA-templated transcription. The record is from RefSeq and is a predicted model, not a curated record. NCBI's taxonomy places the organism in Eukaryota, Fungi, Basidiomycota, Malasseziomycetes, Malasseziales, Malasseziaceae. Bases 1 to 570 code for a protein of 189 amino acids. The transcript has a single exon. Gene Ontology annotation, cellular component: nucleus.
AUGUAUGACUGUGCGCAUGUGGCUUACGACCAGGUGUAUGCGCAUCAUCAGCGACUCACGGAGGAUCUUAAGCUUGUGAAUGAGGAUCUUGUUGCCAGCGCCUCUGCCUCGCUCCCCAAACCACCGACGCUUGUGGAGCCAUCGCAACUUGCACAUGCACUUCUUAAUGCAGGGAUCGGAGAUCAUGAAGGGGAAUCAAACGAUGGGAAGCUACGGAGAAAACGUGCUUCACAUAGUUCAUCUGGUGACACGGCACGAUCAGCACCUUCGACUCAUGCUGGAAGAACGACGGCUGCUGUCCGCGGCUCGUCGUCCAAUGCAGACGGCUCUGACGUUCGUGGAGGCAAGGCUGAUGCGGCGGAUCGCACUGUGGAUGUGGAAGAAGAACGAGACGAAAAUCUAUAUUGUUUCUGUCAGCGUGCGUCGUUCGGCGAGAUGAUCGGUUGUGAUUCCGAUGACUGCAAGUAUGAGUGGUUUCACAUUGGGUGCGUUGGCGUAUCGAAGCCGCUUCCCCAAAUGUGGGUGUGCAGCGAUUGCCUUGCGAAGAACAAAAAGCGUCGUCGCACAUGA